Molecule: messenger RNA, 369 nt
Organism: Rhizopus microsporus ATCC 52813
Lineage: Eukaryota; Fungi; Mucoromycota; Mucoromycetes; Mucorales; Rhizopodaceae
Product: acyl-CoA N-acyltransferase
Exons: 1
Coding region: 1-369 (122 amino acids)
Cellular component (GO): cytoplasm
Molecular function (GO): aralkylamine N-acetyltransferase activity
Source: RefSeq, a predicted model, not a curated record
AUGGUCUCUCGCAAUGCAGACAAUGACCAAGUGGUUGGAUUCCUUUGUUCAACACUUACUACUGCUGAUUUGGUGACGGAAGAGUCUAUGAGCACUCAUGAACCUGAAGGAAAAACUAUCUGUUUACAUAGUGUCUGUGUUGCGCCUCAUGCUCGUAAGCAAGGUAUUGCCACAGAGCUGCUCAAGGCCUGGAUUCAACGACUGAAACAAGUAAAUGAAACUAACUCAUUCAAGAAAUACAACCGCAUCGCUAUCUUGAGUAGACCUGGUUUGGUAGCCUUUUAUGAAAACGUAGGGUUUAGGAAACUGGGUGUGAGCAAAGUUGUGCAUGGUCCUGAGCCCUGGAUAGACUGUAUUUUAGAACUUUAA